Astyanax mexicanus (Mexican tetra) is the source of this 1399-nucleotide messenger RNA. RefSeq names its product latexin (gene lxn). The transcript has 7 exons. The coding region runs from base 125 to 997 and encodes 290 amino acids. Gene Ontology annotation, molecular function: metalloendopeptidase inhibitor activity. The record is from RefSeq and is a predicted model, not a curated record. Lineage: Eukaryota; Metazoa; Chordata; Actinopteri; Characiformes; Acestrorhamphidae.
ACAGUGUAAUCUCCUCUCAUUCUGUACUUGUGCAACUGUCCAUUUAGCUCAGUACAUUCCUCCUCCAGGUUCAGCACAGUUUGUCUUCAGAGCUCCCUCAGGCCUGCCCUGCUCUUCUCUGAAUAUGAAUUGGUUCUGCUUUGUUUGGACGGUUCUCUUCUCAAUGGUUUGGCAGUGUCCUGCGGCUCCCAGCACCCCAUCACCUACAGCCCCAGGCUCCACAGCUCAGGACGAGGUGGAAUGCCCCUCCAACUGUGUUUUACUGAUAUACAGCAACAGAUCAACUUCUGAGGCUCAGGAUCCCUUAGUCAUGACCUCCACAGAACUCAAUCCAGACCACUAUGAAGCUCAGAGAGCAGCUCAUGCAGUCCGGUACUACCUCAACACUCUGUAUGGAACCCCCUUCAGACAGCUGUCCUUCUCCAAAGUCCACCAGGCAAGAACUGAGGAUUUGGGAGAGGCAGGGAUGAAGUACCUUCUGGAGAUCUCUGUGAAAGACUCGCUCAACAAGUCCUCAGAAAAGCUCUGCUCGGCAGAAGUUGUGUACCCCAGAGGAGAGACCCAGCAGCCCCCGAAGGUCCAGAUCUCCUGCGCUGCGUCUCUUCAGCUCAACACUUCUGCUGAAGAGGAGGAUUUCUAUAAGCGGUACAGUGCUGCAGACAGUGCUGUGUCUGGAAAGGACAUACCAGACAGCUAUGGUCACGUAGACCCAGAAAUGGUUCCUUUCUGGAAAUUGGCAGGAGUAGCUUCUACCUUCAUCAUGCUGAACGAGUCCAACGAGAACACACUGUACAACCUGGCUCAAGUAGCCAAGAUCACCCAGCUGGAGAGUCAGAAUGGCCAGCUGAGGUUGGAGUAUGUGGUUCUCCUUCAUGACAUGAUUUCUCAGGAGAUAAUUCGCUGGAAGAUGCUGGUCUCCUGGUCUCCAGCAGAGGGCGUGAAAGUGUCAGACACUCAACUGCUGCCUAAAUGCCACUGCAAACCUCCAACUCCAUGAUGCGUUUUGCCCACUCUCUACUAGAAAAACCCACCUAAAUCACAGUAUUGUACAAGACCAUAAUGUUUCAUGUAAAGAAAUGUUUUUAUAUAUUUCAGUAAUGAUUUCAAACAAGUAUGAAAUACUCAACACCCAGUUCAGAUCAGUCAUAUUGAUUAGAUACACCUUCCAUAAUUUUAGAUGAUCAAGACUUUCAAAAAGUCACAACUACAUUAACAUAUUCAUGAUAGUUGGUAUACAGCUCACUCUGGUAACACUACCAGCAGUGCUGUAGAAUUUGGUUCAUUCAUUCCCUCAUUCUCCUCUAGUGCAGGUUGUGGAAAGGAAAAUACAGUAUAAUACAUUUUCAAGUUUUUAAGAAACUGGUUUCAAACUCUAAUAAACAUUUUUUUAGCAUUUAAA